Messenger RNA from Solanum verrucosum, 1326 nucleotides. Its product is annotated as NAC domain-containing protein 1. NCBI's taxonomy places the organism in Eukaryota, Viridiplantae, Streptophyta, Magnoliopsida, Solanales, Solanaceae. Gene Ontology annotation, biological process: regulation of DNA-templated transcription. Gene Ontology annotation, molecular function: DNA binding. The transcript has 3 exons. The record is from RefSeq and is a predicted model, not a curated record. The coding region runs from base 127 to 975 and encodes 282 amino acids.
CUCACACUUCUCAUUUUCCUCCUUAUAGAAUUAAAAAAAAAAAAUCCUAAAACUCCCUUUUCUCUCAAUAUCCUUAAAAAAAGAAUUGUUCCAAUUCAUUCAUUUUUAUAUUUUUCUAUAAAAAUAAUGGUUGGAAAAAUUAGCUCUGAUCUUCCUCCUGGAUUUAGGUUUCAUCCAACAGAUGAGGAAUUAAUCAUGUAUUAUCUUCGAUAUCAAGCUACUUCAAGGCCAUGCCCCGUCUCAAUUAUCCCCGAAAUCGAUGUCUACAAGUUCGAUCCCUGGGAAUUACCUGAAAAGGCAGAAUUUGGAGAAAAUGAGUGGUAUUUUUUUACCCCUAGAGAUAGAAAAUAUCCAAAUGGCGUUAGGCCAAAUAGAGCAGCUGUGUCAGGUUAUUGGAAGGCUACUGGCACUGAUAAAGCAAUUUAUAGUGCAAAUAAAUAUGUUGGAAUUAAAAAAGCUCUUGUUUUUUACAAAGGCAAACCACCAAAAGGUGUCAAGACUGAUUGGAUCAUGCAUGAAUAUCGUUUGAGUGAUUCAAAGUCUCAAACAUACUCUAAGCAAAGUGGAUCUAUGAGGUUAGAUGAUUGGGUACUAUGUAGAAUUUAUAAGAAGAAAAAUUUGGGGAAAACUAUAGAGAUGAUGAAAGUUGAAGAAGAAGAAUUGGAGGCACAAAAUGUGAGUAUAAAUAAUGCAAUUGAAGUUGGUGGUGGACCACAAACAAUGAAAUUACCAAGAAUUUGUUCAUUGUCACAUCUAUUGGAAUUGGAUUAUUAUGGAUCAAUUCCACAAUUACUAAGUGACAAUUUAUUAUAUGAUGACCAAAGUUACACAAUGAAUUAUGUGAGUAACACAAGUAAUGUGGAUCAAGUAUCAUCACAACAACAAAAUACAAAUAAUAUUACAAGUAAUAAUUGUAAUAUUUUCUUCAAUUAUCAGCAGCCACUUUUUGUGAAUCCAACGUUUCAAUCCCAGUGAUAAUCAGUAGCGGAGACAGAAUUUUCUAAAUUGAUUCUCAGUUAUAUCAAGGGGGUUCAAUAUGUAUAUAGAUAUAUAUAUACACAAUGUAUUUUUCCGACAAAGGGAUUCCAUCCCGGUGAAAAUAUAUUUAUAUGGAGGCUAUUGGAUGAAAAGGUGACAUCAGAAGUUUAUGACAACAAUUGUAAAAUAUAAUUAAAUGUUAUGUCAUUGGUAUUAUUAGCAACAAACCUUGUAGUAGUAGGGGCAACAAAUUGUUGUUGUAUUAUUUUAGAAUUUAGUUUCUCAGUUUGUAUUUGAAAAAAAAAACUAAUUUACUUGUGAAAUUUUAAUAAAUAUUUUUCAGCAGUC